Marasmius oreades (fairy-ring Marasmius) is the source of this 1070-nucleotide messenger RNA. RefSeq lists its product as uncharacterized. Gene Ontology annotation, molecular function: N-acetyltransferase activity. The record is from RefSeq and is a predicted model, not a curated record. The transcript is spliced from 3 exons. Lineage: Eukaryota; Fungi; Basidiomycota; Agaricomycetes; Agaricales; Marasmiaceae. The coding region runs from base 179 to 976 and encodes 265 amino acids.
CGAACGAUCGCAAAGUGCUAUGCACUCAUUUGUAUUCAUUCGGGUUUGAGGCGGUAUCAAGCCCUUAGCCUUAGCGCUUUAGGCUGUUCGUUGGCUCUUCUUGAACGACCACUCUUAAUAACCUCUAACCUCAAUAACUGCCUUCCGCUCACUAUCUCUAGAGAUAUCACUUCCUGACAUGGGUCAACCUGUUCAACUCCGAGUCACUCCGACCAAUAGUCGUGAUUCAAGCAAUAACAAAGUCAGGAUUCGUGUCUGUCGUCCUUCAGACCAGACUAAGAUACAAAAUCUUUUCAAAACGUGCAUUGUAUACGGCGCCGGAUCGCCUGCUAGAAUAGCUGUAGCCGAUGGCUUUCAAAAUCCCACAACCUAUGGUCUCUGCAUUCUCCUAGUCAUCUCCCUAGGCCUCAUCAUAUCUGGGAUUCCUCGAAACAUCCUUGUGGGAGGUCCGAUGUCGAUAGCUAUUCUCGUCUAUCUGGCUGUAUUGUUGCACGGAAGGAUGGAAUUAUAUGUCACAUUCGCUUAUACCAGCUGCAAAGACGACUUGGCCAAGUUGAUCGAUCAUUACGAGCUCAAAUUAUCUGACAGCGUCCCAAAUGUAUACUUUACCUCGGGACCCAGGGGCUUCUGGGUCGCAGAGGUGGACAGACCUGGUGCUUCAGAGCCAGAGAUUGUGGGAUGUAUAGGUCUCGAUCUGUCACGAAUUCACGGACCGGAUACAGGAGAGAUGCGAAGAAUGGUCGUUUCCCCUGAUCAUCGGGGGUCCGGAAUCGCUUCAAUGCUUUACGACGUUUGCGAAGCUCACGCUCGACAACACAAAUUGAAAUCGAUUGUGUUGACGACGACCCAAUUCCAGCCCCAUGGGAGGAAAUUUUACGAGAGACAAGGGUAUUUUGUUGAUAGUGACAAGAUCAUGCCGUCUGGGUUGCUCAAGAUCAAGUUUUUGUUCUAUAGAAAGUAUAUGCUAUACAAUUAGAUCAGAGUGGGAUUGGGUAUAGACAUUAGGCAAGUAAUGUAUAUAAUUAAUUAGACCUAGAAGUAAUCUCGAAGACGUACUGCCUCGUUCACAA